Drosophila elegans is the source of this 3072-nucleotide messenger RNA. It is a transcript of the gene par-6, whose product is annotated as partitioning defective protein 6. Bases 282 to 1349 code for a protein of 355 amino acids. Lineage: Eukaryota; Metazoa; Arthropoda; Insecta; Diptera; Drosophilidae. Gene Ontology annotation, molecular function: protein binding. The transcript has 3 exons. The record is from RefSeq and is a predicted model, not a curated record. Gene Ontology annotation, biological process: centrosome cycle.
GGCCUGCGAUAGUUCAUCGAAGUACCAUACCAUCAACCUCCAUCCAUUUCUUUUAUUUAAUUAGUUUUAAUUUAUAUUUCUAACGCUAAUUUAUUGGCAACCCCUCACUAUCGUUGCCCCCCGCCAUCGGUACGCUGCACUUUGGUUCGGUUUCGUUUCGUAUCGGGCGUUUCGGUUCGAUCCCAAAGAUCAGAUCAGAGAAACUGAAACUGAAACUCAAACUGCCGUGUUUUGUGUUGUGUGCUUGUUGAGCAAAAUUGUGAGCACUUGGCUCGGGAAAAAUGUCAAAGAACAAGAUAAACACAACGUCCGGCACGGCGACCAGUGGCGACACGAACCUGAUCGAGGUGAAAUCGAAGUUUGAUGCGGAGUUCCGGCGGUGGAGUUUUAAGCGAAAUGAGACGGAGCAGAGCUUCGACAAAUUUGCGGCCCUUAUAGAGCAGCUGCACAAGCUAACGAACAUCCAGUUUCUCAUUCUCUACAUCGAUCCGCGGGACAACGAUCUGCUGCCGAUUAACAACGAUGAUAACUUUGGCAGGGCCCUGAAAACAGCACGUCCCCUUCUACGGGUCAUAGUUCAGCGGAAAGAUGAUCUUAACGAGUACUCAGGCUUUGGGACGAUGAAGCCGAGGAACCUAAUCGGCAGCAUACUGAUGGGACACACGCCCGUAAAGACAAAGGCCCCAUCGAUAUCCAUACCGCACGACUUUCGCCAGGUUUCGGCCAUCAUAGAUGUGGAUAUUGUGCCGGAAACGCAUAGAAGGGUGCGGUUGCUGAAGCAUGGCAGCGAUAAGCCCCUGGGAUUCUAUAUAAGAGAUGGCACCUCCGUGCGGGUGACGGCCAGUGGACUGGAGAAGCAGCCGGGCAUCUUUAUAUCCCGCUUGGUGCCGGGCGGCCUCGCCGAAAGUACGGGCUUGCUGGCCGUUAACGAUGAAGUGAUCGAGGUGAAUGGCAUCGAAGUGGCGGGCAAGACGCUGGAUCAAGUUACCGACAUGAUGGUGGCUAAUAGCUCCAAUUUAAUCAUCACUGUGAAGCCGGCCAACCAGCGCACGCUGACGUCCACACAUCGCGGCUCCUUUUCGAGGAACAGCCAACUGUCCAGUGGGUCGCAUCACACCAAUAAUACCAACACCUCCGACGAAAUUGAGCACGACGAUCAGGACGAUAUCGUGGACCUCACGGGGGUGACCCUAGACGAGAGUCCCACGUCGACUUCCGCUGGGAACCAGAAUUAUCAGCCGCCGGCGCCACCGCUGUCAUCAUCACCCUCGUCGCAUCACCAGCAGGCAGCCUCAAAUGCGUCCACGAUAAUGGCCAGCGACGUUAAGGAUGGAGUGCUGCAUUUGUAAGAUUGACCAGGAGGAAUGGCCAUUCAGCGGCAUCUAGGACUCAAGCAACGGAAAACGCGAAUUCACAGCAGAGAAGAGGAGAGGAUUUUCAGUUUAUCAGACUUAACUUUCCUUAAGAUCAGGAUAAGUUCGUUAAACUCGAGUCAAUUAUUUAAAGUUAUACAAGUUAGGCGAGCUAAUCACAUGUAUUUCAAUCGAUUAUAUAUAGCUCACUUACUAAAAAGACUGUCAAAGCUCAAAACACCAUGAAGGAAUCAUCAAAAAGCAUUAUUAAUUGAGUGAAUUAUGUAGAAAUAUGGGCAAUAUCUUGGUCAUAUCCUGUAAAAGUUUGUUAAAACGCUGUUUCUACAAAAUUCCCAGUUAUGUAGUAGUUGAGCAAUAUAUAAAAUACGAUUAUACAUAUAAUCAUAAUCAGACUUUCCCCAUACAUUCCACGAAACACACUCAAAGUCACACAAAUCACACCUAUUCAUUUGCACGUUUUUGAAUGCAGUCCCUUGUUUUUAUCUAUUUCCUUGGCAUAUAUAUGUAUUUAAAUUUGUAAGAUUUACGUCUUGUUAUUAUUCUUGCUUGUUGCAUUAGAUUAGAGUGAGACAGAUAGAGGAGAGAUUAAAUAAGAGAGAGAGAGGGAAAGCAUAAAAUGCAGAAGGCAGAAAAAUUUACUUAACCAUUCGAAUCGACAAAUUCUGAAAAGGCAAUAAUUGUAAAAAAAAAAUCACACAUGCGAACACAACUAAUUUAUACCCAAAGCAUUCCAUUUUAUGUACUUUUACAAGUCGAAAAAACCCCAAAAACGAAUGGUUUUUGAUUUGCAAACCUUUUUUAAAUUAGAUACAAUAAUUUUUUUUAGUCCAUAUUCAUGUUUUCAUGGCAUUACCUAGUGUAUUUGUUUAUUUUAUUUUAAACAUUGUAUUUUUUGUAAUUUUAAUUUUUGUUUUUCGUCUAUGCGUCCAAUACUCGUUCAAGUUGUUUGUUGUAAUGUCAUCAUUUAAAGUUAUGGAGAAAAUACAGAAAACUGUGAAGCUAAAGUUAACAAAACGAUAAAGUAAAUAAACGAAACACCAACAGCGCCUUCGCCUUUAAGAGAGCAAUUCGAUACUUUAUAUAUACAAGAUAAUAUAUACACUAAAACAAUCUAUGUUAAAUACGUAUCCUUGUACACACACUUGAAGUCUGUAUACGCUUUAGUCAAAUCAAAAAGACACUCAAGGCAGACGCGAUGCGAUCUGCUUGACUUGAAGUUAACAAUACCCAUCAUUAUGGGGCGGAACAGGCAUUACUAACUUUUCGAAAUACCCUAGAUAGAUAGCAAGAUCUAGGCUAGAGACAGCAGCGAAUCUGAAACCUUGCGUAUGGCCCAAACCAAACACAUCCCUCAUCCCAAUGCCACAUAUCCACAUAUCCUACACAUACUACCAAGCAAUCUUAACCAGGGCCGUAGCUAGCAUGGGGCAGUUGGGGCGGUGCCAGCUGGGGCCAUUUUUACUCGUUGCCCCCGGGCCCCUGAUGCUCUAGCUACGGCCCUGAUCUUAACCUUAACCGAACGAGAAACUAUAGUCUCCACCAUCCCCGAUUUCCAAGCACACGCAUAAAUAUAUACAUAAAGCGAUAGUUCAUUCCCGCUGAAUAACUAAGAAAGACCGAAAAGCAAAAAUACGAAAGAAAAAAUUUAUAUUUUGAUGUAUGUAUUAUUAUUUUUUAAUAAACUUAAGUGAACUUGAAA